AUGUCUGAGUAUUUGGUUAGAGCAGUGUCAUUCUAUGAAGAAGAAAUAAUUAGAUCAAACAAAUUACUUCCUAAAAUUACUCAUCCUAAAGUGCAUUUAAUAUGCCGUCAACAAUUAGUAAUUGAUAAAUUUAAUUCAAUACACAGAGAAUUUGAAACUAUAUUAAAGGAAGAGCGACUUAAAGACAUGAGACAUACUUAUUUACUUUUAUUCAAUGCUAAUCAUGGAUUGGACUUAUUAGCUAAAAUGUUUGGAGAACACAUUGAAAAACUUGGAAAAAGGAAUAUUGAAUCUUUAAACCCUAAACAUUUACACAAUCAUUUUAUUGAAGAAGUAUUGAAUUUACAUGAACACUACAAAUCUAUUUUAGAAGUUGUGUUCAACAAUMAUUUUAACUUUAAUGAAGCUUUUGAUAGAGCAUUUACAAGGAUCUAUCAAAAACAACUUGCCAAACGCUUAUUACUUCAACAAAGCCAUUCGAUGGAUAUAGAAGAAGAAAUAAUCAAUAAAUUAAAAAUAUCUUGGGGUUCUGAGCUUACAAUUGACCUACAUCAAAUGAUAUUUGAUAUCAAAGCAUCUGAUAAAUUAAAUGUACUAUUAACUAGUGAACUCGAUACUGUUAUUGGUGAUUUAAAUAUCUCUUUUUCUGCACGUUUAUUACAAAAAAAAGCUUGGCCUUCGGAAUUAACAGCUAUAUCAUCAUUUGUUCUUCCUGAACAACUGAAACUUUAUGUAUAUCAUUUUGAAACGUUCUACAAAAAAAAUUUUAAUGGAUGGAAGUUAACAUGGCUUCAUAACCAAUCUUGGGGUGAGUUAAAAUUGAAUUAUUUACAAACAAUCUAUAUUGUGACAAUGCAUACGAUUCAAAUGGCAAUCUUGUUACUAUUUGAAAACUGUGAUUCAUGGAAAUACUCUGAAAUUUCCAAUGCACUACAACUAAAUAAUGAACAAUUUAAAAUACAUAUUAAUAGCUUAUUAGAAUGUAAAUUAUUAUUGCUUAAUGGUGGUAAUGUAACUUUGAAUAUGGAGUUUAAAAGCAAACAUUCUAAGUUCCAUAUCAGAUCAGUUGUAAAAAAAGAGUUAAAUGAUCAAGCAGACUUUUGA
Messenger RNA from Diuraphis noxia (Russian wheat aphid), 1104 nucleotides. RefSeq names its product cullin-2-like. Gene Ontology annotation, biological process: ubiquitin-dependent protein catabolic process. Lineage: Eukaryota; Metazoa; Arthropoda; Insecta; Hemiptera; Aphididae. The record is from RefSeq and is a predicted model, not a curated record. Gene Ontology annotation, molecular function: ubiquitin protein ligase binding.